CCAUCUUCGAGUCUAGCUCCUCUCCGUUUACCCAUACGGCCGUCAUCCUCAAAGCAUCAGCAUGUCCUACAGAGAAGUUCGAUCAUUCACAGAGAAAAUGCGUUCGCUGGGUUAUCCCAAGCUUGUAUCGAUGGAGUCUUUUCGAUCACCUAAUUUCGAAAUGGUGGCCGAAAUUCUGCUUUGGCUGGUUAAAAGUUACGACCCCAGUAUCGACAUAUCAGAUGAUAUCUCAACCGAACAGGAUCGUAUAAUUUUCAUCAAGUCUAUUGCUUCUUUUAUGGCUCCUAAAGCGCACAUCAAACUCAACACCCGAAAACUAUAUAUGGCUGACGGAAACGCAGUGAGAGAGCUACUGAAGAUUGCGAGCAUUCUCUACGAAGCGAAUACCGUUGAAGCAACUGAGAGCGAGGACACGGCCGAGACUCCCGCACUAGACAUCUCGAGCAAACUUGCACAACUCAAAAUAUGUCGGAUGCUGGCAUCCGAAAUAACGGAGCACGGUGCAAAGCUAUAUGACCUGCUUGGCAAAGAGAUGGAACUCAAGGACAUUAGAUCCUCUGUGAUUGCCCGUCCUUUUGAGCUUCGAGCAAUGGAAUCAUCAGUCAGAGAAGCAAUCACCAAACUUCAGGACCAAAUUGGCACGACCAGGAGCGGGUUGGACAAUUUGGGGGCUGAUGAGACGAACCUAAUGUCCAAGAUUGAGAAGAAGAAGGUGGAGCUUGAUCGUGCACAAAAGAGAUUGCAGAGUCUACAGAGCGUCAGACCGGCGUACAUGGACGAGUACGAGCGAAUUGAAGCUGACCUCACCAACCUCUAUGAAACGUACAUGGAGCGCUUCCGAAAUCUAACUUAUCUAGAACAACAGUUGGACGAAUACAACCGACAAGAACAAGACAAGUUUGAGGAAACGGAAGAAUCCUUAAAAAGAAUGCAAACUCGUCUACGAGAAGAAGAGUUGAAGCUUUUGAAAGGGGAUAAGGAGAUGAGAGCCGUAUUGGGGUCAUCAUAUGUCUCAGAGACUGCGAGUGCAAGACUGUCGAGACCAAAAGCCGCCGGUCAACGAAGUCGCUCCCUGCGCAACCUCAGCGAUACUGAAUCCGAAAGCGAUCAGCCAAUGCCAGAGGACGAGGACGACGAUCUUUCCAUAUCCGCAACUGAUAUCAUAAACGGCGACACCUUCGACGAUGAAUUCGCUGGGAUACGAGACGAGGAUGGAUCCAAUGACGACGAAGAGGAAGAUGAAGAAGAGGAGGAGGAUGAGGAGUACGAAGAAGGGGAGGGAGUGGAUUUUGGGGAUGAUGAGCGGCUGGGUAUGGAUGAAGGGAGCGAGGAAGAUGAUAAUGACUUUUAGUGAUUCUACUAUUUGGCCAAUGAAUGGCGUCUUGCAAUUAAAGAGUAAAUGGUUGUUUAUUGUAUCUUCUGAGCAAGAUAUGAAUGAAAAAAGCUUUUAUU
Messenger RNA from Spizellomyces punctatus DAOM BR117, 1452 nucleotides. RefSeq lists its product as uncharacterized. The record is from RefSeq and is a predicted model, not a curated record. The coding region runs from base 62 to 1351 and encodes 429 amino acids. Gene Ontology annotation, cellular component: intraciliary transport particle B; centrosome; cilium. Gene Ontology annotation, biological process: cilium assembly. The transcript has 10 exons. Lineage: Eukaryota; Fungi; Chytridiomycota; Chytridiomycetes; Spizellomycetales; Spizellomycetaceae.